Mucor mucedo is the source of this 1663-nucleotide messenger RNA. Its product is annotated as serine incorporator/TMS membrane protein. Lineage: Eukaryota; Fungi; Mucoromycota; Mucoromycetes; Mucorales; Mucoraceae. The record is from RefSeq and is a predicted model, not a curated record. Gene Ontology annotation, cellular component: membrane. The transcript is spliced from 9 exons. Bases 57 to 1544 code for a protein of 495 amino acids.
ACCCAUUUCUUCUUUUUUUUCUAUACUUUUUUUUCUGAACGUAUAUUUUCACAAUAAUGGGUGCAUUACUAAGUUGUGUUGCUUUACCAGCACUAGGCACAAUAGGAACUUGGCUUACAGGUUGCUUUUCUGCCGCUGCAUGUUCUUUAGCUUUUAAAAGCUGUAAUUGUAACAAUUCGAUAGCCACUCGAAUUGGUUAUGCAAUUAUCUUUUUAUUCAAUUCGAUUCUUGCUUGGCUCAUGUUGUCGAAUUGGGCCAUCAAGAAAUUAGAACACCUGACGUUAGAUUACAUGAAGUUGGAUUGUGCAGAAGGCACCUGUUACGGUGUGAUGGGGGUCCAUCGAGUCUCUUUUGCGCUUGUUUUGUUUCAUGCCAUUCUGGGUUGUUUAUUGAUCGGCGUGACAGACAGUCGGCAACGAAGAGCGGCUAUUCAGAAUGGAUGGUGGGGACCCAAGAUUCUUGGAUGGAUCCUUCUGUUGGUGAUUUCGUUCUUUAUUCCGAGUGGGUUCUUUAUGGUAUGGGGAAAUUAUUUUGCAUUGUUUGGAGCCGCUGUCUUUAUCUUGUUUGGGUUAGUCUUAUUGGUGGAUUUUGCUCAUAGUUGGACAGAGCGAUGUAUGGAAAACUAUGAGAUGAAUGACUCGAAUCUAUGGAAGAAUAUCUUGAUUAUUGGUACGUUACUCAUGUUUGCAGGUGCCAUCACAUUAACAGGCAUCAUGUACGGGUUCUUUGCUACAAACGGGUGCUCAUUGAACCAGUUCUUUGUGACACUUAACCUGAUUCUAUGUACGCUUGUCACGGUAUUGUGUGUCUCACCUCGUAUCCAAGAAGGUAACUCGCGGUCUGGGUUAUCACAGGCAUCGAUUGUAGUGAUUUACUGCACGUAUCUUGUGCUCUCUGCUGUAGCGAACGAGCCUAACGACAAGGAAUGUAACCCGUUACGCAAGUCGAUUGGACCUCAGACGACAUCGGUUGUACUAGGAGCGAUCUUUACAUUUUUGGCAGUGGCGUAUUCGACCAGUCGUGCUGCUACGCAGGAUGGAGCGUUUAUUAGUAAAUCGGCAGGUAGGCCUAGACUGGAUAAUUAUCAGCCGUUAGAUACUUCCAGUGCGGUUCCAUUAAUGGCUAAUCAAGUAGAGGCUGGAGCACAACGCAUGAGUUCACAAGGUUCUGCACGGGAGCAUCUGGUUGCUGCUGUGGAAGCUGGUGCGUUGCCAAGAUCAGUAUUAUAUGAGGAUGAGGACGAUGAUGAUAUUGAUAGUGGCUUGGAUGAAAGGGAUGAUGAACGAUUUGGAUCCUUGUAUAGUUAUUCGUUCUUCCAUUUUGUGUUUGCGAUUGCAGCCAUGUAUGUUUCGAUGGUGCUGACCAAUUGGAACACGAUUCGAUUUGAAGACAGCAUCAGUCAUGACAAUGGCGAUCUUGUGAGAAUUGGACAGAGUUACACAGCAGUUUGGGUUAAAAUUGUUUCAGGGUGGAUCUGCCAUGUUAUAUACAUUUGGUCGAUGGUCGCACCAGUUUUAAUGCCUGACAGAUUUGAUGAUUACUAAGUGUGUGGGGGUUAUUUCUUCUUUCUUCUUUCUAUUUCUAUUGUACACACACACACACACUUUCUAUUGUACACACUUUUAUUUUUCUAUAAAUACACACAUAUUACUUUUUUAGCGCA